Molecule: messenger RNA, 2712 nt
Organism: Pseudozyma hubeiensis SY62
Lineage: Eukaryota; Fungi; Basidiomycota; Ustilaginomycetes; Ustilaginales; Ustilaginaceae
Exons: 1
Coding region: 1-2712 (903 amino acids)
Source: RefSeq, a predicted model, not a curated record
AUGUUCUUUCCCAAAACACUUCUGCUGGCUUCGGUCAGCCUCUCUCUUUUCCUCGCCACCACCACCUUUGCUUCGCCCGUGAAGCUCGAUGCUUCCGAGCGGUUUGACUCUGCGCCCGGCAACCAUGGAGCCGCUGUCGAGCGCGUCGAGGUUGUUUCACCUGGGCUCCGCGAUUCGGAUCCAUUUGUUGUGAAUCCUCCUAGACUGACUCGCCGUCAAGAAGUCUACGACGAAGUUCGGGGACACAGAUCUGCUGGUAGUUCGCACCAAGACAGGAAGCGUAGCCAGCCGCAUUUCAACGAUCAGGGCGACAUUCCACCUGGAGGCGGCAGUCUGCCUCAGGGUCACGGUCUUCCUGAAAGCGACAAUCCACCCGAGGGCCAUGGUCCACCUGGUCCUUGGAUGAAGCGCAGUCUCGCUGAACAGGAGCAAUCUGUUGCAGCUGCUUCGUAUGCUCAUCAACUUUCGCACCCGGCUGUGGCCGAUCUGCAAGAACGAGACGCCGAAUCCGAUGAAGAUGAGUUUUUUGGUGAUGAAUUCGACGAGGCAGGUCGCGAUCCUGGGCUCGAGAAGCGCGACGUCGAAGACAACGAUGUCAAUAUGCCUAUCUUCUGGGAAACUGCUCCCGAGCCCAAGGUGCCGAAGCAUCCGUAUCGCACACCUCGUUCGGUCGAGCUGCAGGAGAAACGUGAUGUCAAGGACGACAGUUCAGACGAACCUGGACCUGGUGGCGCUCCUGGUUGGAAUGGCAAUCCUGCCCCCAACCCUGUCUUUCCGAAGCCUCCCAAGCAUCCGCACCGCCCACCUGACUCGGUCGCCCUGUACGAACGAAAUGGGGACUUCGAUCCUCCUUACGCUCGUUUCACCCCUCAAGACCGAACAGCGCAGCCUGCAGCCCAAAUUGAACGUCGCGAUUCUAAACAAGAGCGAGAUAUCGAAUCCGAAGCUUUCCAUUGGUCUUGGGCUCCUCGGGGCGACAAAGGUACUCCGCUGUAUCACGGAGCUGAACCUCGACCUCAUAUUGGUCCUCACAAAAACAGUCUGGAGAGUCGCGAUUCCGAAUCCGUCCUGUCCGACGUCGACGAGGACGAAGACGAGGAACGUGAUUGGAUAGUCCACGAGCCUUCUCACGAAGCUCGCGAAGGUCGUCGUGACGGACCAAAUCUGGCUCGUCGAUAUCGUCCUUCUGGUGGAUAUGUUCCUCCUGAAGGAAGAACGGACGAACAACCGCCGACUUCUGGGACGCACGGCACCAGUGAUGCUGACGGACCACCUCUGGCUCGUCGAGCUUACUUUCCGGGUCCAGGGAAUGAACCUUGGGCAUCCACCGGGCAAUCUGGAGGUUCAGGGAGUAGCCGAAGCGGGGACGGUGGCCCUUCCCGUCGAAGCCUCGUCGACGAGAACGGUGUUCGCUUCGUCGGCGCAAAGCGAUCCGAGCAACAGUCUGUCAAUGACGCCCACCUCGAUUCGGUUCCCCAUUCCCCUUACAUUCCUCGUCCUCCUCCGGACGAUGACGGUUCUGGUUGGGACAAUGGCGGACCGAAGCCUUGGUGGGACCAUUACAGUCACGGUGGUCGAUCCGCGCCUCCAGGUCAGGCCAACGAACACGGCGUUCGCUACGUUGGCGCCAAGCGUUCCGAGCCCGAGUCGGUCAGCGGCGUUGUUCUCGACUCGGUUUCCGAUGCAAAGUAUUCUCACCUCCCUGAUCCGGAUCCUAUCAAUGGUGGUACUGGUUGGAACGGUGGACCAGUUCCUUGGGGCAGAGGCGGUAGGAGACCCCCGGCAGAACAUGUUAACGAGAACGCCGUUCGCUUCACUGGUUCCAAGCGUUCCGUGGAGACUGAAGAGGUGGUCGGCGAAAGACACAUCGGCAAGCGUUCUUCUCUUCCUGGCGACGACGGCGGUGUCCUUGAAGACGUCUCCGAUCAGAGUCAAAGGUCCGGAGCUUCAAAAGUAUCGGAUCCAUACAACAGAGGCUGUACGAAGUGGAAUGGCUGUAAUGGUAGACCUCAUCAGGUGAAGUUCGCCAAGCGAGACAACGUCAAUCACGAAGGAGAUCAAACUCCUCCCGCCCAUCAAGACCCUGCACAGCCGCACACGGACCCUGUCGCGGGAGAGCUCAAGCAGAACCCUCAGCAAUUCCAAACCGCCCUCGUUGAUUCCUCGAACCCAUCUUAUACCUCGCUCAUCAGCCCUGCGAUCUACAUCACGUCAUCUCUGGAGCACCAGCCCACUUCCGCGCUCGGCUUCUACGGGAUCUGUCGUUGCGAUCGUUUCCCCGACGACGGCAAGCUGGAUGGCCAAUCUUCGAGCACUGUUGGGUCGUGCGUUAGCAGGUUCGUCGAGAUCGCUUCCAAGACGGCCAAGUGUAAGUUUUCAACGAUCGCCGAGGUCGACUGCGUCGAGGUAGGUGGUAAGGAUCAGAUGACGGAUGGCGAUAAUUUUUGGUGGCAGGAGGCGUUUUGCAAGAGGUGCGUGGAUGCGGGUGGUGUGAGCGAUGCUAGCUUCAAGUGUCCGUCGGGGUAUGCGAGCGACGGUAAGGUGAUUGCGAGUGAUGGAGACGAUUCGGCAGGGAUGGGUCAGAGGAAUGUGGGCGAAGUCGAGUCCGAGAAACGAAGCUCGGAGAAACGAAGCGGUCUUGUUCCUGGGAGUGAUCAGGUGGCCGGCCAAUCUCGUACUGACCCCGAGCAGGAUGCAGGUGCUCAACAGUAG